Messenger RNA from Syngnathus typhle (broad-nosed pipefish), 1047 nucleotides. RefSeq names its product transient receptor potential cation channel subfamily M member 3-like. The transcript has 7 exons. Gene Ontology annotation, molecular function: monoatomic cation channel activity. Bases 1 to 1047 code for a protein of 348 amino acids. Gene Ontology annotation, biological process: monoatomic cation transmembrane transport. The record is from RefSeq and is a predicted model, not a curated record. Lineage: Eukaryota; Metazoa; Chordata; Actinopteri; Syngnathiformes; Syngnathidae.
AUGAACCAACUGGAUGCGCCGCGGCCAAUCAAUUGGACUAUCAGGAAACUGUGCCACGCAGCCUUCCUGCCAUCUGUACGCCUACUCAAGGCGCAGAAAUCAUGGAUAGAGAGAGCGUUCAGCAAGAGAGAAUGCGUUCAUAUCAUUGUGAGCGCCAAAGACCCCCAUAGGUGCUGCUGCGGUCGCCUGAUAGGACAGCAUGUGGGCCUUCCCCCCGGCAUCUCAUCCAGUCACAAUGAUACCAAGAAUGACGCUCUGUCUGAGAAGUGGUCCAUCAGCAAACACACUCAGCUCAGCCCGACGGAUGCGUUCGGCACCAUUGAGUUCCAGGGAGGAGGACAUUCCAACAAAGCCAUGUACGUGCGAGUGUCUUACGACACCAAGCCGGACCUGCUGCUGCAUCUGAUGACCAAGGAGUGGCAACUGGAGCUGCCCAAGCUUCUCAUCUCAGUCCACGGGGGGCUGCAGAACUUUGAACUGCAGCCUAAACUCAAGCAGGUUUUUGGCAAAGGGCUCAUCAAGGCUGCCAUGACCACCGGAGCCUGGAUCUUCACCGGAGGGGUCAAUACAGGGGUCAUUCGCCAUGUGGGUGAUGCGCUAAAAGACCACGCCUCCAAGUCCAGGGGAAAAAUCUGCACCAUCGGUAUUGCUCCCUGGGGGAUCGUGGAAAAUCAGGAGGAUCUCGUUGGUAAAGACGUGGUGCGUCCGUAUCAGACCAUGUCCAACCCAAUGAGCAAGCUGACGGUUCUCAACAGCCUCCACUCGCACUUCAUCCUGGCCGACAACGGCACCACGGGGAAGUACAGCGCCGAGGUCAGGCUGCGGCGACAGUUGGAGAAACACAUCUCCUUGCAGAAGAUCAACACGCGUAUUGGCCAGGGCGUACCAGUGGUGGCUCUCAUUGUGGAAGGAGGCCCUAACGUGAUCUCCAUCGUGUUGGAGUACCUCAGGGACACCCCGCCGGUCCCUGUAGUCGUGUGUGACGGCAGCGGAAGAGCCUCCGACAUCUUGGCAUUUGGUCACAAAUACUCCGAGGAGGGAGGGUAG